Messenger RNA from Aphidius gifuensis, 889 nucleotides. RefSeq lists its product as uncharacterized. The coding region runs from base 67 to 552 and encodes 161 amino acids. The record is from RefSeq and is a predicted model, not a curated record. The transcript has 2 exons. Lineage: Eukaryota; Metazoa; Arthropoda; Insecta; Hymenoptera; Braconidae.
UUAAAAAUUUAUUCAACUGGUUUACCAUGUUCAUGUUUUAAUUUAACAUGUGGAUGUUGUGCUGGUAUGAAAAUUGAUUUUAUUAAAUUAAAUAGUACCAUGUGUACAAACAUGACAGUUGUACCAGAAGAAUUUGCUCUUGAUUUUCAUUUGUUAAUGGAUGAAAGAGUUAUGAUUCGUAAUCGUUUAACAGCAAGAAAUCCACCACCAUUUUGUUUACCACUAUAUUUUUUUCCAAUAAUAACAUUUUGUGUUAGACUAUAUGAUAUAGUUGUGUUAAAUUCAGUAUUAAAUAUCUGCAUUGAUUUCGAAACGAGAAUUGCUGGAUGGCCAAUACUUGUACUACAUUUCGAUUGUAUAAGAAUUGGACAGGGUGAAUUAUUUUUAUCAAAACCAUUUACAAAUACAACUGGCUAUCAAAUACCACUUCAAAUACAAUUUUCAAAAGAACCAUAUGAUCAUGUUAAUUUUGAAAAUGAUUAUAAUAUAACUUAUGAUACUGGUUUAACAAUUGAACAAGAAAAUCAAAUUGGUACAUUAAAAAUUGACUGAUCUACGAAUAAAAAUUAAAUUAUUUAAUUAUUAUUUGUUAUUAAGGUAGCUAAAUAAAUAGAUAAAUAAAUAAAUAAAUUGGAAAGUCAUAAAAAAAGAAAAUAAAAUUUAAAAAAAAAAAAAGAUAUAUUUAUGCGACAAGUGGAAGUAAACCUGAAUUUCACUUGAUAAACUGGGUCAAUCGUUUUUAAAAAUUCAGUUGUAUUUAAAAUCUUGACUAAGAAGGUUCAAAACAUCUUUGAAUAAUUUAUAAAUAAUAAAAAUAUCACUUUCAAAUAUUUAAAAAAAAAUAAAUCUAGUCAUGAAGAUAAAUAAAUUUUUAUUAUUAACAAUAAUU